CCUUUAAGACACAGGUCGUAUCAUGAAGCACGGCUUACAGUAAAUAAUGUGUAUAUUCAUUAUUAGCAAACUAAUUUUGGGGUAUUAUGGCAACGAUUUAGAACAAGUAUGUUCUAUAAGACUUCAUAUUGACCAUUUAUCGACUAAUAAUUUCAUCAUAAACCUCUUCAUCCGUUGUAGGUUAUUAAGUAAAGCUCUAAAAUCGAGUUAUUAAGAAAGAAAUUGUUUGAAUUUAAUGGAGUUUUAAAGAGUAAUAAAACUAACACAGUUGUUAGAUAUCUUUUGGCACGCGAGGAAGUCUGUAUAAAAGAAAACUUUUCGGUAUAAAUGAAUUAUUGCACACGUCAAGUACCAGGUCGUCUUAAUCGUUAACUGUUCAGAGCAAAAUGUGCACUUUCUGGAUAAAAUAUUUAUUUGGAACGUUAUGUCUGAUCGAUCUCUCCGUACGUGUAAAUUCUCUACAGUGUUUCGAGCUGUCGUGUAACGGGACAAACUGUCUUCAUACGGAAAUUGUCAACAAUCCUUUGCUGAUAAACAAAUGUAACAGAGUUAUCUACAAAGGCUGUUAUACUGUGACCACAACUUUCAGCGGAUUCUCUCUGACAACUGCAGGAUGUGUUGAUAUGAAGUUUGAAUGUUCCAGUGGAACAUGUUCUGGUACUUUUGUUAGAACGGAAGUGUCUUGCUGCAAUACUGACCUUUGCAAUGACGGGAAAAUAUCGUCAGCCGCCAGAGUCACACUUGGCACGUGGACAUGUUUCUUCUUAUGCAACUUUAUACACAUUUUGAUGUCUACAUUUUCUAAACCUAAUUAGUGGGUCAGUGAUCACACUGCUUUUAAUAGUUAACAGUUAAGCACUAUUACAAACUAAUGACACAAAACGUAAUGUAAAACUUAAACGCCCUUGCAAUGGAAUGGUGAACUUUUAUAACUUUCGCAACUUGGGGUAAACUGAACGUUUGGAAUUUCAUUUGUUUUCUUGUGGCAUAUCUUCUUCCACGUAUUCAAAUAAUUUUAGAUGAGAAUGAAUUUAGUGCACGCAUUGCAAAUUUAGGCGCCCUUGGGUUUAUAAACAUUACUUCUUAUUUUUCCGUGAUGAAUAGGUUUGGUCACACUCAGUGAUAGCUCUGUUUUGUUUUACAGACAUACAUUUACUACGGUAACGUAACAAAAAUAAUUAAUGUAUAGUUUUAGAAAUGUAGACGUUUUCAUGGUAUUUGAUUUUCUUAUAAAUGAUGGUAAAUUACAAAGAACCGCAGCAAAGUAUAUUUAUUUUCAAAGUGUUUUUUAUGAAAUUUUAUACUCUGUUUGUAUGAAAUGUACUGACAUCGUCCAAUUUACCAUUUGUUUUGAGUGACCGGCACUAUAUACUUCAUAAAACUUAGUCCGGUAAUUCUUAAAUUGAUUAACCGUUGUAUUUUACGUCUGUAUACCUUAUGUAUGUUUCAUACCUCAUAGAACUUAUUCCAGUAAUUGAUCAAUUUAACUAAACGUUGCAUUUUAGCUAUGUGUACAAUGCAUACUUCGUACAAUUUAUUCCUGUAAUUGUUUACCUUGACUGAAAGUAGCAUUUUAUGCUAUGUCUUUUAA
Molecule: messenger RNA, 1591 nt
Organism: Mercenaria mercenaria
Lineage: Eukaryota; Metazoa; Mollusca; Bivalvia; Venerida; Veneridae
Exons: 4
Coding region: 387-815 (142 amino acids)
Source: RefSeq, a predicted model, not a curated record